UAUUCACAGAGAAGGCAAAGAGACACACACAGGAGGAGUGAGAAAGUAUCAAGUUUCAGAUAACUGCACCAGUCAGAAAGGAAGGAGCAUCAUGUCACAGCCCAGCCAGUGCAGCUGCCUGAACUUCAUGCUGUUCGUGCUAUGUAGCUUCAAAGCUAUUGCUGCCUUUCCCUUCUUCUCUUCACUGCUGAAUCCCAGCUGGGGGGAAACGGAUAGUUUGAUACACCUGUACACAGCUACUGAGAAGAACAGCUUCCAUCUGCAGAUCAACCCUGAUGGUUAUGUUGACGGCACACCUCACCAAACCAUUUACAGUGCUCUAAUGAUCAAAUCUGAGGAUGCUGGCUAUGUGGUGAUAAGUGGUGUAAAGAGUGGGCGCUACCUAUGUAUGGACAUUAAAGGAAAUAUCUUUGGAUCGCAUUACUUCAGUCAAGAGGACUGCAUGUUUAAACACAGAACACUGGAAAAUGGAUAUGAUGUGUACCAGUCUCCCAAGCACAACUUCCUGGUCAGCCUGGGCAGGAAUAAACAAGCUUUCUUCCCUGGUAUGAAUCUGCCACCAUACUCCCAGUUUUUGCCCAGGAGAAAUGAAAUCCCUCUGAUCCGAUUCAACACACCCGAACCCCACAGGCACACUAGGAAUGCAGAUGUUGAUCCCCUCCAGAUUUUGAUCCCUCGGGGAGAGGCUUUUGACACAGGACCUCAGAGGUUGCAGACUCACUUUGAUCACCUGCCUAGAGAACCCAUGAGAAUCAAUCCAAAUGAUGUAGUCAGCCCGGAUGACCCACUCGCCAUGAUGGAUGUCAGAAGGAAUGCAAGUCCACGCCUUUACAUUACAAGAUAGCCAGGGCCACAUCUCUGCAGAGUGGAGACGCGGGUGAAUAUAUUAGAGAGAACUGGCUAGCCCCUCAACAUCUUUUAUAUUCAGUUUUCACAAGGUCUGUUAGAAACCUGAAAAGCAUUGAAAACUUUUGAAUUCAAGCUUUGUUCUUGUAGGUGACUUACAGAAACAUGCAAUUGUAUGUUAUUUUAUAGGUGAUUUAUUUCACUUGAAAUAAGCUGUAUUUGCAAGGUGGUAACACCAACCGAACAUUUUAGGAUCUUGACUCCCUUCUAGCUUACAUCAGAGUUAUUCCACCAAAGGCUGAGUCAUUGACAUUUUGUUACUGACAUGUCUGAGAAGAGAAUCAGGUUUAGAAUGUUUGAAACGCUAACUUAGACAGGGAAAACUUAAAAAACAACAAAUAGUCCAGUAGCACCUUAAAGACUAACAAAACAUAUGUGUCAUGAGCUUUUAUGGGCAAAAACAACUUCUUCAGAUGACCAGAAGAAGUGGGUUUUGCCCAUGAAAGCUCAUGAUACCAUCUACAUGUUUUGUUAGUCUUUAAGGUGCUACUAGACUACGUGUUGUUUUAAAAGCUUUUCCUGUUACAGACUCUCUCAGCUACCCCUCUGAAGCUCAUAGACAGGGAAGUUUGCUUCUAAUCUACUCUUCAAACUCUAGGUCAGGAGGCUGCACAAGCACAGCAGUGUAAAUAAGUGAUUGUGUAUUAUACAGAAAAGUUUAUGAUGUAAAUUUUUGGUAAUUAAGAUUAGAGGCUGAGUCUCAUCUCACUCUAGUGAGAAUCAGGAGUUAGAGGAGUUUUGCUGGUGUAAAAGUAGAGUAAACGAUGGGAGAAUUUGGUCCUAAUAACUGACAUACUAGUUGGAAUACAAUAAGAACCGGCUCAAACUAAACCCAAACUAAAAUUACUUUGAGGUAUGGAAAAAUUCAGAUAGCUUUUCUACUUGUUUUGUUCAUAACUGGUUCUAUACCAUACUUCUGGUGGUCAACUGUGUCCCAGAAAAGAGGUGUAUAA
Molecule: messenger RNA, 1859 nt
Organism: Pelodiscus sinensis (Chinese soft-shelled turtle)
Lineage: Eukaryota; Metazoa; Chordata; Testudines; Trionychidae
Gene: FGF23
Product: fibroblast growth factor 23
Molecular function (GO): growth factor activity
Source: RefSeq, a predicted model, not a curated record